AUGUCUAUUACACCUAAAUCGAGCAAUGCUCACAAUAAUACCCCGUUAAGUCCGAACAUCAUUAAAGAUAGCUCUACAGGAGGAGCGGGUGUGAUUGCAGGCGAACUAGCUGCUGAAGACGUUGGGUUGAUUAGUAAAGACACAUUAGCGUCGCAUCAGUAUGGGUCUUUGAGUGAGGAAAAUACCGGCUACAGGGCGCCCGAGGAAAGAGAAGGCGAAGGCGAAACAGACGACUUGAACGGUUUCGCUUUGCCAAAGAGACAGCUCUAUACUGUCAUUGGAAGUUUGUACAUGGCCAGUUUUUUGGCUGCGCUAGAUACCACCGUGGUCACGACAUUGCUUUCUGUGAUUGCCUCGGACUUGAAUGCUGUGGAAAACAUUGCAUGGAUUGCCACAGCAUACUUGUUGUCGUGCUCAGCAUUCCAGCCUCUUUUUGGUAAGUUGUCGGAUAUUUUCGGCAGAAAAGUGUUGCUUGUGAUUUGUUGUGCUUUCUUUGGAGUCGGGUGCUGCAUCUGCGUCACAGACUCGUUGUUCUGGUUGGUUUUUGGCCGUUUCAUUACCGGGUGUGGUGGCUCGGGUCUAACCACCUUGGGAACGAUCACAAUGUCCGAUUUAAUUCCUCUUCGGGAAAGAGGAUUGUACCAAGGUUUGGCCAACAUUUGCUUUGGUCUUGGUGCAGCCUCUGGUGGUAUCAUUGGUGGUGCAGUAGCAGAUUAUUUUGGCUGGAAGUAUGUGUUUGUACUCCAGGUCCCACUUGCAGCCAUAGUGGGUGUAGCCAUCUACUCCUACCUUAAUUUGCCUGCCGGGUCUCCCGGCUUGGGAUCUCCAGGCACAGAAUUCAAGGAAAAAUUGAAAAGAGUCGAUUUCUUGGGCGCCUUCUUAUUGGUGUCCGCAUUGAUGCUGAUUCUUACUGCUGCGUCUAUGGGAGGUAAACAGUUGGCGUACCUGUCACCAUUUUUCAUCACUCUUAUUAUCGUGUCUGCCGCGCUUCUCGUUGCCUUUGUUUAUGUUGAAACGUAUGUCUCGCUGGAGCCAAUUAUUCCUAUGGAAGUGAUGACAGAGCGUACAGUAUUGGCAUCCUCGCUUUCCAACUGGUUCUACACUAUGGGUGUUUUUGCUUAUCUCUUCUACGUGCCCCUUUUCUUUCAAGCAGGCAUGGGGUUUUCGGCCACUCAAGGUGGUGAGCGUUUGAUUCCAAACUUCUUUGCCGUUUCUUGCGGUUCUGUGGGCGCCGGUUUAUACAUGCGCAAGACAGGAAGAUACUACAAGCUUACUGUGGCUGUGGGUCUUCUCAGUCUUCUUGGAAUGAUCAGGAUAAUCUUAUUGAGCCCCAAAUCCUCGCUUUUCACCCAGUUUACUAUAUUGCUUAUUCCAGGUUUGGGUUACCUGUGCAUGCUUACAGUGACUUUACUUUCCUUAAUUGCUGCCGUUCCUGUAAAGUACCAGGCUUGCACUACUUCGAUCCAGUAUACUUUCAGAGCCACCGGCUCAACUUUGGGUGUUGCCAUCGCUAGUGCUGUGUUCCAAAAUGUCACCAGAUCUCAAAUGGUGUCAAGAAUACAUGCUUUGGUUAGUGAUGAGAAGUUGGCCAAUGAUAUUAUUAGCAGAGCGUUGGAAAACACUAGCUACGCCAAAGAAGCGCCUAAAAUUGUUCAACAUGCGAUUAUGAAAUCGUAUCAGUUAGGUUGCCGUGGUACAUUCAUCUUCAGCACAGUGACAAUCGCUUUGGGUUACUUUUCCUCCUUGUUCAUGCGGGAACACGUUUUGCACACCAAGAUCGAAAGAGACUAA
This is a messenger RNA of Clavispora lusitaniae ATCC 42720, 1791 nucleotides long. RefSeq lists its product as uncharacterized. Gene Ontology annotation, biological process: transmembrane transport; basic amino acid transport. Lineage: Eukaryota; Fungi; Ascomycota; Pichiomycetes; Serinales; Metschnikowiaceae. Gene Ontology annotation, cellular component: fungal-type vacuole membrane. The record is from RefSeq and is a predicted model, not a curated record. Gene Ontology annotation, molecular function: basic amino acid transmembrane transporter activity.